AUGGUACGGUCCGACAAGCAGAAGCGAAAAGGUGAAAAUCCAUCGAGAUAUCCAAGGUUGACACCUCAAAAAAGACUAAGUUUCAGUGGUGCAGUUCACAAUCCAACUCCUUCUCCAGCUGCAUCUACUUCAAGAGGAAGAAUACCUGCAGGAAAAACAGUACUAGGAACUUCAAGAAGUGCAGUGAAAUCACCAAGAAAAAGGCAUUAUAGACCAGGAGCAAGAGCUUUAAUGGAGAUAAGGCGCUUCCAAAAAUCGACAGAUCUUUUAAUCAGGAAACUUCCAUUUGCUAGAUUGAUCAAGGAAAUUGCGAUGGAGUACAGUUCCCAUCAGUUAAAAUGGCAGGCUGUCGCUAUUAUGGCAUUACAAGAGGCAGCUGAGGCAUAUCUAGUCCAUGUGUUCGAGGACACUAAUCUCUGUGCUAUACAUGCCAAACGUGUCACUAUACAACCUAAGGACAUGCAACUAGCUAGGAGAUUACACGGGAGCAUGUUA
Molecule: messenger RNA, 495 nt
Organism: Owenia fusiformis
Lineage: Eukaryota; Metazoa; Annelida; Polychaeta; Sabellida; Oweniidae
Source: the annotation of a GenBank genome assembly